Zingiber officinale is the source of this 1159-nucleotide messenger RNA. RefSeq lists its product as uncharacterized. Bases 138 to 584 code for a protein of 148 amino acids. The transcript is spliced from 6 exons. NCBI's taxonomy places the organism in Eukaryota, Viridiplantae, Streptophyta, Magnoliopsida, Zingiberales, Zingiberaceae. Gene Ontology annotation, molecular function: actin binding. The record is from RefSeq and is a predicted model, not a curated record.
GGAUAUUGAUUGCUUCGAGCAGUCCUCUCUAUCUCUCUGCCGGUCGACGCUGCCAGUUCCGCCGCCGGCCCUCUCGUCGCCUCCGCCGCAGUAAUCGACCGCCUUAGAGAGACAAAUAGGGGGAACCGCGGCCCAAGAUGGCGGAUUGGGCGUCGACACAUCGGCUUUGGGAGAAGUGGGCGUGCAACAACGUCGGUUCCUCAGGUGAACGACUGAAGGCGGCUUUGCUCCUCAACUACGACCCCAACGGCCCUUCUCGCCUCUUGUCCUUGAUAGCAGAACAGGAGGGAUCGAACUUAACAACCGUUGACUUGAACCCAUUCAUUGACUUUGUCAAGCGCAAUAAACUCCAGAAAGAGUUUUUCUUUAUCGGACCUAACCAAUAUUUAGUUACAUCAAUAUUCGAGAACUGGUUUUGUGCUAGGUGUGUGAAUACACUCAACCCUGGCGGCGAAGGUGCUAUAGUUAUGCAGAUAUCAUCACAAUUAUUGGUUGCAAUGUAUGAAGGAUCUAUUGGGUCUGCAUCUCGUGCCAUGGUAGCAGCCGAUCAAUUGUCAUGGCAAUUGAGUAGAAGAAAUCAUUGAAACCAAGCUCUGUCAGCAACUACGCGUGCAGAAUCCAGAGAUCUUCAUUUAACAAAGGGUUCGAGCGACCGAACUGGAGGUUUAGUCGACUGAUCUCCAAUGAUCCCUAAUGAUAUGAUAAGAUCAGAUUCAAAAUCAGGCUGAGGAAGGAAAUACUAGUUCAGUCGACUAAACACUUUUGGCAAGAGCAAAUUUGAUGAGAUCAUACCGAGAAGUAAAAGGAAAUUCAGAGGUUCGGUCAACUGAAUAGGGAGUCGGCCAACCGAUAAAUGAAGAUUUCAUGUAAGAUACGAUCUGGGUGGAUCGUGAACAUGGAUGUGAGGCCAGGCAGAUUAUAGAGUUCGGUAGACCGAAAAGAGGUUUGGUUGACCGGUUAAAAAUUUAUAAAAGAGCCUCGAGGUCAAAGGUUGUAUUAUCUACACUCAACUCUGAUCAAUCUCUCUGUGCUGCUCUACUCUGUUUGGGCAAGAGUUGACACGACAAAGCUUUAUGACAACCUACAUUCAAUUUCAUUAAGUUGUUAUCGGUAAUCAUUUUAUUACUUGCAUCUUUUAAAGUGAUAGUAGUGUGUUACU